This is a messenger RNA of Anthostomella pinea, 690 nucleotides long. Lineage: Eukaryota; Fungi; Ascomycota; Sordariomycetes; Xylariales; Xylariaceae. The record is from the annotation of a GenBank genome assembly.
AUGUCGGACAGCAAAACGAUGCCGCGCAAGGUCUUGACCCGAAGCAAGAUUGAAGAGGCCCAGGCCCUGAUGCUCAAACUGCCUGGCUUUCGCUUCUCUCUGUCGUCCAAUACCCGUAUUGCUUCACGCAAACUCUGCGUCUGGAAGCUGCUGCUCAUCAAUCCCGAUUCACCCGAUCUGUACGAUGCCACUGUCAGCACCAUACGAUCCAACCUAAACCUCAUGAUCGACCAUUGUCUUGACGCUCCGAUGCCUACUAGCGAUCUCUUGUCCGAUCUCUUGUCCACUAUCUCGUCCGAUCUCUUGUCCGCUCUCUCGUCCGACCUCUCUUCCGACCUCUUGUCCGAUCAUAUCCUCGACAUGGCAUCAACUCGGCUGGCAACCAACUGCUCGUACUGGAGUCAUACGACGAAGUCCAGCGCCUACUUUCUAAAGCUUUUAUCCGACGAGCUUACGCAGAAGGUGGAUUGCCUUGAUGAAUUUCUGCGUUCUGCGGGCGAUGCGAGCGAAGUAAACAGCGAGCGGGACAAUGCGUUGCGCGCCGAGAACUUGGAGCUUCGCAAAGCCAUCGACGAGGAGCGAAGCAAUCAUCGCAAGACCAGUGCCCAAGUUAGCGAGCUGCACAAUGUCAUCCAGCACGAGAGACGCUCCCACCGCGCCAAGAUCCGAAGCCUCCUCUUCCCUGCUUAG